Spirometra erinaceieuropaei is the source of this 789-nucleotide messenger RNA. Lineage: Eukaryota; Metazoa; Platyhelminthes; Cestoda; Diphyllobothriidea; Diphyllobothriidae. The record is from the annotation of a GenBank genome assembly.
AUGGCCGAUGAGAUGUUAGAACGGCUCGUAAAGGCUCUGGAGAGGAUGUCGACGCCUGGGGGUCGUCAACGCAAGCCAGACAGGCUGACGGCGUACGAUGAUUAUGAUCCCUGCGAGGAUCGUAUGAAGAUCCAUCAGGAGGCCAUUGACGAGGAGGAACGAUCAGCCGCCAUCUCGGGCCGCCUCGAUAACGAAGUUUAUGCCGUUGCCAGCGCAACCAACCUCACUGCCUCGCUCACCCCCGCAACGAUUUUCCAGCGUCCGCGACGAGGUUUCGGUCCCCCUUCGAUGCCCUGGGUUGCUCGUGCAGCCCUAAGGGAGCGCCGACAGCUCGCUGGGGAAUCGAUCGUCGACUUCCUACGACACCUACGUGUCCUGGCCCGGCAGGCGUUUCCCAGCAACUCCUUCGCUGAGCUGGAGGUCAGGACACUGGAGAACUUUGUGGAUGGCAUCGCACUUCCAGAGACCCGACGCCAGUUCAUCCGAGAUCCGCCCAACAGUAUCAAGGUGGCCCUCGACAUCGCCCUCCGCGAAGAGGCCAUCCAGAAGGCGUGUCCGCUGGAACCACAGCCUCCAUCGGUGCCAUUCGGACUUUGCCCAACACCUGCCACUCCACGGGGCUCUUCGGUAGAUAUCGGCUCCACGGGACAACGACAAACCUGUGAUGUCGGGACCCAAACGGCCAGGUGGCAAUGGGGCCCUCCACAGUCUCUCCCUCGGCGCGCGAACUGGCGGCAACAGCGUGGUCGUCAGACCCGCCCCCAGUGUUCAUACGACCACCGCAGGUGA